Molecule: messenger RNA, 4955 nt
Organism: Fusarium odoratissimum NRRL 54006
Lineage: Eukaryota; Fungi; Ascomycota; Sordariomycetes; Hypocreales; Nectriaceae
Exons: 2
Coding region: 1972-4077 (701 amino acids)
Biological process (GO): positive regulation of proteasomal ubiquitin-dependent protein catabolic process; ubiquitin-dependent protein catabolic process; protein polyubiquitination
Cellular component (GO): cytoplasm; ubiquitin ligase complex
Molecular function (GO): ubiquitin conjugating enzyme binding; ubiquitin protein ligase activity; zinc ion binding
Source: RefSeq, a predicted model, not a curated record
CCUGGGUCGACCUAUGAAUUCGAAUCAGCUGCAAUUGUCCCAUCCCUUCGGCUUUCCAUUGACCAUCAUCUACCCAAGGUGCUUCCCUACAAGCUGUACGUGUCGUGUAAUUGAAUCAUCACCUUUCCAAUACUGCCAGGGGUGAUUCACUGUCCUCCCUACAUUGUUUACCGCUCUAUUCUCCAUUUCUCAGGCCUGCUCUGUGUCUCCAUUCCCACUUAUACACAUUCUUCUCGGGACCCCCUUUUUCUCCAGUCAUCAAAAUGCAUGUAGGAAUCUCCCUGAAGCUUGACUCCACCGUGUGUCAGAGUCCUCGCAAGAAAGACUCGACUUCGAAUGGAUCAUUGAUGAUGUGAUGAUGCGAAUGGCAGGCAAGGAGAGUCCAGGACCCUGGUCCCUCCCCUCGAACCCCCUGUAUUGUAUUUUGUCUUGCCGCCCUUGUCAGCCCGAACCCUGGCAUUAGAGGGACCCGCCCUGUGAUCGUGAGCUGAUUUGACUGAUGUGGCUGGAUAUUUGCUUCUUUGCUUGGGUCAGCUUGGCUGUGAGUGUGACGGAUGCUGAUUAUCGACUGUUGGUGGACAUUUUGUAUUACCUCAACUGCUCCCGAUCACGAAGAAUGGAGGGUAUAAGCCGAGUCAACGGUGUAGAUAACAGCCGGCUUAGUAUCAUAUCCGAAGUACGAUAGAAGGGCAGGAUUACUGCAUUUUAUAUCAGUUUAAGAGAGGCUGAGGUAAACAGUGUAAUCCAUAUAGGUAAAGUAGGUAGGCAAGUUGGUCCGUACAUUGUUAUCCAUGCUGAUAGGUCCCUUGACGCAUGAGAAUUAGUUUAUUCGCGGCUUUUGAUGUCUUAUUUCCUCAUUAGCAGCACUCAUCAUCAACUAACCCUGCUUGUUUUUCUUUGCUUUGCCUUACCUUGGCUUGCCUGCUCGGCCUUGUAUAUUGGAUGCCCACUCUGUUCUUGUCUCUGAUCUGCUCUACCUUACGCAUUGCGGUUUGGCCUGAACCUUUGAUAUCUCUUUUCGGAACAGAUAUCCCUCCAAAGUGGAGGUUUCCCCCGACCUCGAAGUCCCCUCCCGCUCCCACCUGUGACUUUAUUAAAGUAUUAUUAAGGAUCAUAUCCCGGCCUCUUUCUUCUUCUCUCGGUCUCUUUGGAUGUCUCUCGACCUUGUCCUUUUCGUUUGAAGCUUGCCUGUCAAAACCUGCACUCUCCCGACGACUCCAUUUUCGAUCCCAUCUUGUCCUUGGCCACCUAUCCUGGCCUUGUUCGUGAUUGUCUCCGGCUCACCUUUGCGCCCACCAGCAUCUUGCACUUUUAUAUUCGAGUACGGAUUCAUUAUUCCCAUAAUUAAUCGUCCUCUUCUUUUAGUGCUUUCUUUGACGGUUUUCCUUUUCAUCUCUUUGUAUUCUUACGUGGGGACUCAUCGUGGCGCAUUCUCACCUUCAUCGCCGUCACUCGUAUCUCUCCAAUCGAAAUUGACCUUCAACGUUCCAGACGGCAACAAUUCUCCCUCUUGGGCACUGGUAUUCAGUCGAAUGCGCACGCAAGAUUUGCAUGCUCCAAGACUUGACUCAGAUCCAAGAGAGUUGUCAGAUAUUGUCAAUUCCCCAGAACCGAACCCAACAAAACCCAACACAACGCAACCUUGUUAGUUGGCAGCCGGAUCUCCCUGGCGUUCCAUCAUCAUCGAAUCGUCAAUCCAGACGGAGCCACCCAAUCCCAGAAGACUUCGCCAGCAUCACCCCACGCCCACGCCCUCCAAAAAGUUCAACCACACGACAACCUCACUGGGUAAUCUUGGUUGCUUUUUUCUCACCUCACUCACUCCUACUUGGCCAUCGAACGUUUUCCUCCAGGACCUCGUCUCUUCUCCCAAUGAUGCACUGAGAAAGCGAUACCCUUGGACUCGACUCGAACUGAACCUCACCGCCACAAUAUCAUCUCCCCUGGCUAAAGAGUCGCCGUUCCCGGACCAUGAUCGCCGCGGCCCUCCGUCAGAGCCCGAUCAUCGCUGUCGAUAUGGCCAACUCCACCACAACGACGCCUUUGACCACCACAAGCGUUAGCACUGGCGUCAACAACGGCGCAGACACUAACACAGGUGCCACAGCUCCCGAGCUAAGCGAUCUCGACUACUUCAUCACUGUACUCCAAUUGCCGGAUGGUCGAACGGAGAACCAGAUCGAGGAUGACCUCGUUUCCAAGGCGAACGCCCUCGGUAUCUCGAGUGCGCCCGUUGCUGAUAAGCGUAUCACCUCAAGUGUCGAGUCAGCCUCAACAGUCUACAAUGCUCGAACAUUUUCUAUGCUCUCUGCCGGGUCCACAAGCACCGCUCUGACCACACAUUCAUCUAUCUUUGGUCCAUCUACACCUGAUCUAGCGCUUUCCAGUGCCCGACAAUCCAAGGAUCUGAGCUUUUCCCAGUAUGAUCGCUAUCUAUCAGUGAUCGAUCCUCACCACAACCACUCAAAAACUACAAGGGACUCACAAACGCCCGAUGCCACUGCUCAGAGUAUAUUCAGCGGCAAGACGAAACGCAGCCUUUUCAGCGUUAGGUCGGGCUUCAGAUUACGAUGGAAGAAGAAGGCAUCCCCGCAGCCACUCCAGGUCAUAUUGACCUGUGCGAGCUGCCGUGCGGACUUCAAGAGCUCCAAAUCAUUACACAGCAUCUCAUGUGGCCACACAUAUUGCGAUAACUGCUUAAGAACGCUCAUCCAUACAGCCAUGUCCGACGAAUCGAGCAUGCCGCCGAGAUGCUGUGCUCAGCCAUUGCCGGGGUUUGUGAUGAGGGACCUUCUCAGUCGCGACGCCCAACAGGAGUUUUUGAAGGCCAUUAUACAAUACAGCACACCCUGGCAGGCAAGGAUAUUCUGUUCCAACCCUUCAUGCGGAGGAUUUAUUCCACCACAUCAAAAAUUGGACCCCAAGUAUCCUUCCACUGUCACUUGCCGCAAAUGCAACACAAGAGUUUGCCUCAUGUGCAAACAUAACGCACAUCCGACAGGUAAGGACUGCCCGGAAGAUUGGGAACUAGAUCAGGUUAUCAAGGAAGGGGGUAAACCUGGCUGGAAACGGUGUUACAAAUGCCAGAACUUGGUGCCACUUGAAGAAGCAAGUACACAUAUGACUUGUCGGUGCAAAGCCCAGUUCUGCUUCACAUGUGGAGGUGUGUGGGAUGCCAAUGCUGGGUGCCCGAACGAUUGUGACGGGGAGGAAGAGAUGGACCGGAGGAGAACGGAGGAACAGGCUCAACUAGCCGAAUAUGAAGACGAGAAGGCCGCACAGGAAGCAGCCGCUGCAGCGGCAUCCGCCGAGCGCCUCGAAGCCGAAGAACGAACGAGAAACAAUGCCGAUUUCUCCAACCUCGCCGAGAUGCAUCGGCAAGAACUUGGACGAUUCCUCGAAUUCGCUGAACAGGGUAGGGAGCACAUGAGGGUACGGUUUGUCGAGCAGAAAAAGUCGAUGAUGAAGCGGCAUGCCGAGCUCAAGGAGAGCAUGAAAGAAAACCACGUGAGGACUGUGAGCCAAUUGGAGGAUCGACAGGUAGCUGCCGAGAUGGACCUGAGAAACACUCUGGAAGCGAGUGAACGGAGUGUCAGGAUUCGACUGAAGCAUAUGGAAGCUUACUGUGAUGGAUUGGGACGCAAUAGUGCGAACUCAAGCCCAGGCUCGGACUCCCAACCACAUCGAGUGGUUACGGAACGCGAUCUUCGAGAGCUCGGGCAACAGUACAAUAUUCGCGAUGGCAUGGAAAGGUCACAUCAGGCCAAAAUUAAUGUGAUGAGGGAUCGUCAGGCUAAACGCAUGGAAGAACUCAUCGACCGACAAGAGGCUGAGUACGAAACCUUGCUCGAGCGGAAUCGACAGGAGCUCGUAGAAUUAGAUGCUCAGGCGGUCCUGGAGGAAGAAACACUGGCGCACAUAUUCACUGCACGAAAAUCUAAGCUUGUGCGUCGGUGGGAACUUGCCAUUGAGAUCUUGCGCAAGGAGCUCGAAGACCAAGACGGUGUCAAGUACGCACCAAUUCCCACACCAACAUGGCCUGAACAAACAUCACAGGUUCUUUUGUCUUCUGAGUAAGAUAAUUUGCAUGACUAUCAGCAGUGUCACAUUUACUGCCACACGACUACCUUCAUGAUACAACGUAUUCUUCGUUCCGUGGUGCUUCACGAUCAAAAGCGAAUUUGCGCCUUACUCUCUUAUAAUUUUUGUUUCAACACACGCACAUAUCUUAUACAGCAUGAUACCAGGCGUAAAGGCCAUGGGGUACGGACGACUCAGAGCAAGUCUCCGCCGGUUUGUCUCUUUCUGGGAGUGUCAGGCAUUUUUCCCAAUAGCAUCAGCAUAGCAUUAUGGCCGCGUAUUUCAUUCAUAUAUUGGUGGGGGCGAGAUAAGAUCGUUAUUAGAUGAUGCUCUGUUCGCAACCAUACUCAUACCCAGACAUCGGUCUUAAUAGAGCGGAUAUCCGAGGAUCAUAGAAGAAGGAUAAGAGAGUUAUUAGACUCCGGGCUUCGUUCGCACGCUGUUUGCGAACGGAUCUGAGUAUUACGAAAGUUCUGGGGCGGGUGGCCUGGUUGAAUGUGCAUGACUGUAUAUACCCCGGACUUGAUAGAUAGGAUUUGAAUGAUUGACCGAAUGAAUCAGAAUGGUACUUCAAGCCAUAGUACCACCCAGCCGAUAGCAUGUGUUUCGCAAAUGGCAUCUGGCUCCGGCAACUUGCACCAAAUUCGCCAUCGAGAAUGCUGUCGCACCAGCGGAUGUAAGUCAAAAGUUGUAGCAUCGCAGAAGAUUGAUGACUCAUUUAACCAGUAACACCAGGCAUACGCUUGCAGUAAGGUAUCAGCAUUGGAGGGCUGACGUUGGCGCCGAACCCUAGCCCCUUGUUCUAUCCAGCAGCCAACAUCCGUGUGUUGCGAUAACGAAUAUUUGGGGUGGGCUGAUCUGUAUUGUGAAAUCCG